CAGCCCGUGAACGCAGCGCUGCUCCCAUGGUCCGUGAACGCAGCGCAGAGUGUUGAGGUGAUCCAUGGCAACAGCGGAGCAGCGAGCGAGCGAGAGUCCGACACACACGCACUCUCCCCCCGCUACCGUAGCCGCAAUGCACCGAGGAGCCACCGCGACCCACCGCUGACACACCCCGGCAUCAAGGUGACCGACCCGGGGGGGGGUGGGGUGGAACCAACCAGCCGGGGAAACAGCUCCACAUCGGCGGCAGGUGACGGCAGCUCGGAGCCGCGGCUCGGAGAACAGACAGGAUGAAGCGAGCUGACGUGAGCGGGGCUUAGAACCAGAACAACCCGCCUGUGGGGUGAUUUAACACGGACACGAGCGAACAUGAGCCCCGGUGAGAACCGCGUCCGGGCAGAGAGCGGCUUCUGAUAGUCAGUGUCACGGGGGGGAAGGGAAAGGGGGGGUGGGGAGGAACCACCGCUCCGUCCCAGCGGUGACCGCCGCUCUCCGGCUGCUUCACCAGCACCGUCCGCUCCAUCGUCUCUUUAAUACCACCACCACCAUCAUCCUCCUCCUCCUCCUCCUCAUCACCACCACCACCGAGCGGUCCUCUCUGUGAGGCAUCAUCGUGAAGAUGGCGACCGGCUCGGGUUGGCAGCCGUAUUACUGCCCUGCUGCUGCCGGGCAGGGGAAAUUUACCUCCCCCACGACACCCAGCUUCCAGCCCGGCAUCACCCUGGAAUAUACCCAGGACCUGCACCUGAAGAUGAGCAAGAAGAUAGCACAGCUAACCAAGGUUAUCUAUGCUCUGAACACGAAAAACGACGAGCACGAGGCGGCCAUCGCCACCCUGAAGGAGGCGCACGAAGAGGAGGUGCAGCAGAUCCUCUCGGAGACCAGAGAGAAGAUUCUACAGUACAAGAGUAAGAUCAGCGACGAGAUGGACCUGAAGAAGCGGAUCCAGUCUCUGGAGGAGUCCAUGGAGCUCCACGAGAGGAUGAAGAGACAGGCGCUGGCUGAGUUCGAGAGCUACCGUCAGAGGGUGGAGGACAUGCAGCUCUGCACCGAGGCUCAGCACACGCAGCGGGUGGUGUCCAUGUCGAGGGAGGUGGAGGAGAUGCGGCGGUCCUUCGAAGAGAAGUUGCGCACGUUCAGCCAGGCCCAGGCCCAGUUCGAGCAGGAGAAGAAGGCGGCCCUGGAGGAGCUGAAGGGCCAGCACAGACAGGAGAUCCAAGAGCUCCUGCGCAGCCACCAGAGCCAUAACGCAAACUACAGCAAAGACCAGGAGAAACUGGGACAGCUCCACAAGGCUGAGGUGGAUUCUUUGGGGGAGCGGGUGGAGGAGCUCAAACAAGACAAAAAGAGACUGGUGGAGGAGUACGAGGCCAAACUCAGCAAGGCUCAGGCCUUUUAUGAGCGCGAGCUGGAGGCCAUGAAGAGAACGCAGCAGCUGACUGCCGACAACCUGUUGGCAUGGAAACGCACCGAGGCCGAGCUGCGGCGGGAGUUUCAGAGUCAGGAGGCAGCUCUUCAGAAGACCCUGGGAAAACUGCGGGCCGAGCUGGCCAGGGUAACGGACGAAGCCCGGGAAAACCGGGACAAGUCCCACAAGCUGCAUUCGUUACUCAACACGGCCGAGAGCAACGUCAAGGACUUAACCAAGCAGCUGGAUGAGGUGACCCAGAACUCAGAGAUUGUGGAAAUCCGUCAGAAGGAAGCCGAGUGCGAACUGGAGGCAGCCAGAGACCGAGUUCAGCAGCAAGCCACCGAAAUACUGCUCAAAGCCAGUCAGAUAAGCAGCCUGCAGGCCACCCAGAUGACUCAGGAAGCGGCCAUCAGGGACCUGGACAACGAGCGGAGCCGGCUGAAGGACAAGGUGCUGAGGAUGGAAGAAGAGAGAGAGGCACUGCAGAGCCAGAGCCAGGCCCUGGACGAAAGACAGAAACAACAGAUCCAGUCCCUGGAGAAGACCCUGCACGAGGAGAAGACGUCCCACGAGAGGGAUAUGAACCACAUGCAAGCUCGACACGAGGAGGAGGGCAGCCAGAUGAAGGAGAGCCAGACUCGAGCUGUGGAGGAAGUCGCUAAGAAGCACAGGGUGACCCUGGAAACGGCUCUGAACAACGCCGAGAAGGAAAAGAACCGCCUGCUGGCUGAGCUGGAGCAGCAGUUUGAGAGAGAGCGCCUCCAACUGGAGGAGCACAAGACGCUCCUCAGGCAGCAGCUGGACGAGCUGAAGGACGAGCUGACCUCCAAACUCACCGCGGCCACUGAGGAGGUGUCUCGGCUGCAGGGGAAGUUGCAGCAGGGGGAGCAGGACAUGGGGACAGCCGAGGGACAGAUCUCCACCCUGAAGGAGGCGCAGGACAAACUGCUGGAGGAGCUGGACGCUACCAGGGCUCGUCUGAGAGAGACCAGCAACCUGCUGUCUGCACUGCAGUUGCCUGCAGAGCUGGAUUCAUGCCAGGGCACAAACAAAUCUCUGAGCUGCUCAGACUGA
Paralichthys olivaceus (Japanese flounder) is the source of this 2488-nucleotide messenger RNA. The record is from RefSeq and is a predicted model, not a curated record. NCBI's taxonomy places the organism in Eukaryota, Metazoa, Chordata, Actinopteri, Pleuronectiformes, Paralichthyidae.